CUCAGUAGACGCUCAUAUUUUUCCUUUUGGAGGGAAAAUACAGUUUUCAGCUUCAAACUCAAAAACAGCUUUAUCAAAAUUCAACUUUUUGAAUCGCAAUUUCAUUUUAUUUUUCUCCAUUAAUUUCGUCAAAUUCGCUAUCGGUUUGUUUCAAGAAUCGCACACGCAAUCGCAGUUCUCUGAAGAUUUUGGAAAAUUCUGGAAUUAUCAGCCGGUUGAAGUUCUAAAUACGCAGGUGAUUGUUGCUCCAUGGAUAUGCCCUCUUCAUCAUCUCAAGGGGGUGAAAACGCAGUUGUUCGUUCGAACACGAUUCUUAAGAAAAGUAAAUUCGUUCGAGGUAUAACCAAGGUGUUAUAUUCGCUCUGCUAUGAUAGGGAAGGGAAGAGUCUAGAGAAAGAGGCCGGAAUAGAGUUGCAUGAAGAACGAGUAGAUUUGUUUAUCGAGCAAAUAAUUGAUGGUCAGUGGGAUGAAAGUCUAUCUACACUGCGUGAAAUCGGCAAACAUGUUGACAAGAAAUCCUUUCUUGCAUUGGAGAAGAAAUUUUACGAACUUUUAAUUGAUGACAAAGUCAUAGAAGCUUGUAAGACUCUCAGGCUCGAGAUCGCUCCACUUGAUGACACUGAUGAAAUAACUCGUGAGCUCUCUUCUCUGAUUAUAUCUUCAUCCCGGAAUUUAUGUGGUCAAGAAUCGGGAAUCAGGCCCCGUAAGAGAGUAUUAGAGGAUUUGGGAAAUCUGCUUCUCCCUAGAAAAUCAUUGAAGCCUAGUCAUCAACAUGGAAAAGACAAGGUUCCGCAUACAACUAUACAGACAUUUAUGAGUCACGGGCCGGGUGAAGUGUGGUUCGCGCAAUUUUCUCACUGUGGGAGAUACUUGGCUGCCACCAGUGGCAAUGAUGUAAAUAUAUGGAAGUUUCGGGAGUCUGGUGGGAUUAUGCGUCUGAAUCCAUUAGUGGGCCACGUCCAACCUGUCUCGUAUAUUACAUGGAGAAAACCCAAUGAUCUUCAACUUCUGACCUGUGGUGUAGAGGAGAACGUGAAGCGGUGGAAAAUUUCUCCCAUAGGAGACGUCUCCUGUCUGCACACGUACCGAAAAGAGAAUCUCGGUACAGUCUCGUGCGUGUGGGCCCGAAAUGGGGAGAGUAUAUACGCAGGUCUUGAUAACGGCAGUAUUAUCAAGUGGAAUCUGCAAGGAGAAGAGGUUGGAUUAUGGGAUGCUAGGACCACGAGGAUUGCUGACCUGGCGAUCACUCUUGACGGGAGGGAGCUCAUAACUACCCGUGAUUACAAUACGAUACUUUUCUUCCGAUGGGAAGACGAGGGCGAGAGAUUCCUCUACGAAGAUGGCGAUAUAGUUUCGUUUUCAAUGUCGGAAGAUGGUUGUUAUUUGCUUGUUUGCUUGGCCGAUGAAAGAAUUAAUCUGUGGAACAUACGACAUGAAAAUCCCCGGUGGGUGAGGACUUACGAGGGGCAUAAACGUAAAAGAUACGUUGUGAGGGCUUGUUUUUGUGGACAGUUUAUUGCCAGUGGAAGCGAGGACUCCAAAGUAUACGUGUGGCAUAGGGGAACGGGAAGGCUGAUUGGUGUGUGUGGUGGUCAUUUGGACACUGUGAACUGUGUGAGCUGGAAUGAAGUUCGUCUUCUUAUGCUGGUUUCUGGAGGUGACGAUCGUAUCGUACAAGCAUGGAAUUUUGAUCCCGACGAGUGUGAGAAUGUUUUGACAGGAGAACUUAAUUACCAGCUGACGCGAUUCAGUCAAUGGAUGAAUGAAUGGAUCAGCCAAUUGUAGAAAGAAAGGUAAAGAUUUGAUCAGGAAAGACAAGAAACUAUACUCUUUUGCAGUUGUUGUUUCAUAUGUACAGCUUUUUUUU
Messenger RNA from Erythranthe guttata (spotted monkey flower), 1867 nucleotides. Its product is annotated as WD repeat-containing protein 26 homolog. Lineage: Eukaryota; Viridiplantae; Streptophyta; Magnoliopsida; Lamiales; Phrymaceae. The record is from RefSeq and is a predicted model, not a curated record. Gene Ontology annotation, molecular function: protein binding.